CUCGGCGCUCCUUUCCUUUAGGCUCCAGCCAAAGUUCACCGCACCGAACUGUUGGACCAUAGUGUUGAUGGUGCCGAGGAAGUGGAGGAUGAGAGAGAUUCGUGUCAAGGGGAGCAGUCUCCGGUAAUGGACCGGAACCCGUCACCACCGCCUGACACCGAUGAGGGGCAGGAAGAAGCCGUGGACACCAUCGGAGAGACUGUGUACAGCAAGCAUUGGCUUUUUAGCACCUUGACCCGACUUAUUCAGCUGGCCACAGAGCAAGAAAAAGGGGCCGCGGAUGCUCAGAUGGAGCUCACAGAUAACGAUGAGGAAGAUCUGUGCAUAGUCUGGGAUAUGGCAACGGAUAAGGAUGUGGCUGGUUUCCUGCAGGAAUUCAAGGCUGCAGAUAUUCUUCUUGGAGUGAUAGCCAAAUCUCGCUGUCCUCGUCUCACGGAAAUCUGUGUGGGCAUACUCGGGAACAUUGCUUGUUUCCCGGACACUUGUGUGUCUCUCAGCCAAAAUGAAGACCUAGGUGCGGUGCUGUUGCUUCUCUUUGGAGAUACUGAUCCACCUACCCUUUUGGAGACGAGCAGAUUACUGCUUACCUGUGUAUCUCAGAAAGAUGUCUGUCCCCUGUGGCUCCAACGAAUACGACAGCAGAAGUCCGUUUGCCCCAGCCUCUGUUUCAUUAUGAGCAGCUCUACCAACAUAGACCUACUGGUUAAGGUCGGGGAGCUGAUGGACAAACUGUUUGACCUGGAUGAGGAACUGAUGAGGAGCUGGAUCACAGCUCAGCAGACUGAGGAAGAGGAGGCUUGUGAGAGAUAUCCAGAUCUAGCCUCAUCCCUGCUUGAAGCUGCCAAGCAGCUUAGAUCAGAGAGUUCAGAUGGUUUAGAGGUAUAUCUACAUAUAUUCCAACUUCUGACCACCAUAGUUGAAGGAAUUCAGACAUUAGCUGUCCCAGAGGGACCAGGCAGGGAUGUCUGGGACUUCCUCUGCAACGUCGUGUGUGAGGAUCUUUGCCAGCCAGACAAGCCUUCACUUGUCUUACAGGAGCAGAAGGUUCUUCUGUUUCAGGCAUUGGCUGUUCUUUCAGCUCUCUACAGAUGUCAGGAUCAGCUGCACAACCUCACUGAAAAAUGCUUCCCACUGGUUGGAAGUAUUUUUCAGGUGCUUCACUACUGUAAAUGUCAAGAGGACAAGACUGAGGACUGUAAUGACUCAGAGGAUGCUGGGAAAGAAGAGCCUGGAGAUGUACAUUUGGUGGCCUUGGUGGAGACCACAUCUGAGUUUCUAGCUGACAUCUUCGUUCAUAUCACCAAGGAUACUGUGGCAGAGAUGGUGAAGAAAGGCUUCCUGACGGAGAAGACUUGUCUCUCAGCAGUGAGCAGUUUACUUCCCCAGUAUAAGUGUGCACUGCAGCACCUGGAGUCCUUGUUGUCAGAGACUGAUCCCCAGUUGGCAGACGUGGUAAGAAAAGGGAUUCCAGUCUGAGGCCUCCAGCAGGUCUUUGUGCAGCAAUCAUCCAUACCCACUUCAUUCAGAGGGACCCAUCCAGCCACUUGAAUUGUUCUGAGGAUGCUGUUUCUAUAUUUGCUUUGUUUUUGUAAAUUGUUGAAUGUUUCAUUUUGAAUAAAAUUUCCCUAUAAAUGGACUUCU
Lampris incognitus (smalleye Pacific opah) is the source of this 1641-nucleotide messenger RNA. RefSeq names its product serum amyloid A-like 1 (gene saal1). The coding region runs from base 127 to 1476 and encodes 449 amino acids. The record is from RefSeq and is a predicted model, not a curated record. The transcript has 13 exons. Lineage: Eukaryota; Metazoa; Chordata; Actinopteri; Lampriformes; Lampridae.